UCACUAAAAACAAAUAUGAUUUCAUUUGCAAAGAUCAGAAGCAAGAUCCUAGAAACUUAUUUUGGCUUACGCUCACGGUAUUCAAAUACUCCAUUAGUGUUUAACAAUAAAAUGACUAGGGAAUUGUCUUCCUCUCCAAGAUAUACACCUUUACCAUCGGCACCCGAUGAUGAACCUGUCGUCGAAUCAUCAGAUCAACCACCCAGCUACAGUGAUGUAGCAUCAACAUCAAGAAAUGCUCCAGAACAAGAUGAAACCACAGCGGACGCUACUUCUGAUCUGCCCAAAUGGACUGGAGAAGCUACUUUUGUCCCUCCAUCAUAUAAAGCUGCGACUACUUUGCCAUCAUACAAGGAUGUAGAAGAACAAAAAGAAGAUGAGGCACGAUUCAAGCUGAUCGACGAAAUGUUCCAUUUGUCAGAUUCCAUGCAUUCAAAUGAACCACGAUUGAAUGGAAUUGAAAUUGGCACUGAUUGUCUUUUCAUCUUUGCAUUUUUGGUUGCAUUUCUCUUUAACUGGAUAGGAUUGUUUGUUGGUUACUUGAUUAUGUAUAAUUUAGCUGGUAGAUAUGGAUCAAUGUCUGGAUUUGGCAUGUCUAUGAUAAAAUGGUUGACCUACAUUAAAUACUCUGACUGCUGUAAUAAUUACUUCAUCAGUCAACAUGAAUACAUCUGGUGGUCAUUUGUAUUCAUCUCAUUUGUGCUCAUGAUGAAAGGUAUGGUGUGUUGGAUGAGUGUUCGUAGACUCCGCUAUUCGGGACAGGAUUGUGAUGAAGAAAAUGCACGAGUUGUUGUAAUAGAAUAAACAUUAUAGCAUAAUUAAAGUUGUAUUAGCAAUAUGAGAAUAUCAAUAUUUGCAGAAUUUAUAAAUAAGUAUUAUUUUUUCGGAUUUGGCCUGUUAUUUGAUUUAAUUUUCUUAAACAAUUAGCUUUUUAAUUAGUAUACAACUUAGUAAUAGUACGUAUGCUAUUAUUUGUAUAUUUUCUUUUUCGCUACAUGUGCUUACAAAUUUUUGUUGAAGAUUGGACUGUGUGAAUUGUUGUUUCAUUAAGAUUAAAGCCCUGGAAUGACAUAUUCUUCUGGUUGGGAUACCAGGUAUUCCCCCUUCAGCUUUUGCCAUUGUUAGGAUUGUAAACGUCUAUUUGUUGAACUACCGUAUAUAUAACUCUGGUUUCACGUUACUGUUCAUGUAUAUGAAAUAGCCUCUGGCACUUUGUGUAUACAUCAGAAUAUAACAGGAUAGAUAGAAGCCUUUACACACACUUUUCAUUUUAUAAAUAAUAGUAUUUCAAGCCUAACUGCAUAUUAAGAUUGAUUGUAAUAAAUGAGUGUGAAACAUAUCUAUAUGGUUUAAUGAAUUGAAAAUUAGCCUUAAUUAUGGGGGAUUGCUGAUGUAUAUUUUCUUCGGUAUUCCUAGCAACAUUAAUUUUUGUGGCACUGUUUUACUCCUAUAUAUCAUUGUGUUGAUUCUACCAUACCUGUCAUAUAAUGUUGAAUGUGCCAUACUGCCAUAAUAAACAUUCAGUUUAAAGGUAAAGAUAUAAUGUGUAGUUAAAUUGAUAGUACAUUAAUGAUCUUUUGAUAUGUACUUUAGUUUAAUAUAACAACAAUUUUGUUUCAGAUGUGAAGGCUUAAUUAAUUUAUGGUAUUUAUUAAAAUAAUGACUUCAAAUUUUAAUGAAAUGUUAUGCUGGGACCGGCACAUGUUGAUUGUAAAAUUGUUUGUACACAGCUAAAAUUAGAAAACUCAUUAUGUGGUCAAUUCACUUUAGAACCAACCAUAUAAUUUUGCGAUUAAUUAACAGUCUUUCAAUAUGCAUGCAAUAAUUAUUCUGUCAAAUGACUAAUUAUGAUUCUAUCAAAUAUAAAGUGUUAUUCAGACAAGUCUCAGUAUAUUUUUUGGUUAAUGUAAUAUUUGGAUGGAAUUAUAUAAUGGUCACAACACAUUUAAAAGUCAUUAUGUCCAAGAUUUUACCAAGGCUUCCCCGUAAGGCCCCAAUCUGUUUUUUUUUCUUUUUUUUAAUUCUGAGUAGAUUUUUUCUCGUUAUUCUCCUAUAAUACACUGCUAUUCUAUGAUAUACUUAAAAUGUAAAUACAAUUUUGGUGAUUAUUUUUGUUGUGGCAUUUCAUAUUCAGCAGAUCAUGUUAAAUUGCACUAUAUUGUUGUUUAAGCCAUGUAUAAAUCUCAGCUAAGCUUGAACUAGUACUAUAGGAAAUUGUUGAAUCCAUUGGAUGAAUAGAUUUAUUUUGAUUCUACAGAUUUCUGUAGUUUAAUUGAAGGUAAAAUGGUUGACUAAUCAUAAUGGAUUUAAAAAUUAUAAAUUCGGAAAUGCUCAACGAAAUUGAAUAUAGUAUAAAACAUAUAUUGUGAUAUAAUAGUCAAUUUGGAAUUUAAGAAUUUUAGAAAUGCAUUAUGAUGAUCGAAAGUUAUGGAUACAAUUCAAAAUUAUGGGUUAUGUUUGUUUUAGAUCUAUAUUUUUAAAAACAUACCAAUUUCGAGUCCAGCUCAUUCUGUGAAAGCAGACAUUUAUUAGUCAACCUCAAUCGUUAUUCCAAUGAUUAAGAUUUGUAUAAAGACUAUUUUCUAUAAACAGUUGUACAAUAUUAUAAUGUGCACAUAUCAUUUGGCCUCUGUUCUGAGGAAGUACAUCUGGGCAUACUAUACAUUGUUUACUUUCACACAGUGAGCUUGAUUCUAUCUUAUGUAUGUUUAUUUCGGGUGAUCACCAAUUGCUGAUUUGGCAUUUUCGUUAUCAACAAGCUUUAUUGGAUUGUAAUAUUAAGUGAAGAUAUUCAAUUUUAAAAUCGAUUGAAUGAUUGCCAUGUACUAUUGUAGACUAUCUUGUCAUUCUUCCUUCUUUUAUCGCUUUAUAUUAGUAUAGGAUUGUACAUGUUCUGAAAUGUAUUGUGCUCUAUUUAGA
Messenger RNA from Styela clava, 2919 nucleotides. Its product is annotated as NEDD4 family-interacting protein 1-like. The record is from RefSeq and is a predicted model, not a curated record. NCBI's taxonomy places the organism in Eukaryota, Metazoa, Chordata, Ascidiacea, Stolidobranchia, Styelidae. Gene Ontology annotation, cellular component: perinuclear region of cytoplasm; endoplasmic reticulum; Golgi apparatus. Gene Ontology annotation, molecular function: WW domain binding. Gene Ontology annotation, biological process: ubiquitin-dependent protein catabolic process; vacuolar transport; metal ion transport.